This is a messenger RNA of Morus notabilis, 1386 nucleotides long. Its product is annotated as zinc finger protein 346. The coding region runs from base 103 to 1155 and encodes 350 amino acids. The record is from RefSeq and is a predicted model, not a curated record. Gene Ontology annotation, molecular function: zinc ion binding; double-stranded RNA binding; single-stranded RNA binding. The transcript has 3 exons. NCBI's taxonomy places the organism in Eukaryota, Viridiplantae, Streptophyta, Magnoliopsida, Rosales, Moraceae. Gene Ontology annotation, cellular component: precatalytic spliceosome.
CUCUCACAGACAUGCCUUUUUCUGCUUAAACUCUAGUUAUUUCUAAAAAAAAUAAAUAAAUAAUAAAAAAAGAGUUAAGAACUUUAGCAAGAAGCAAGAGAAAUGGCAGAUAAGUGGGAUGGAGAUACAAUGCCUGUGGAGCAUGCAAUACAAAGAGAGCUUGCAUAUAGGAGGAAAUUAGCAUUACAGUUAAAACCAGAUGAUGACUUCCUGAAAGAUCUUUUUCCUUUGCAGGUGCAAUCUUCAACUUCCAGUCCCAUUUCAGAGCCCCCAAGUUCAAGUGAUAUUUCAUCAGAAUCAAAGAGAAAAGAACCCCCUAAUACUACUAUCCUUCAAACUCUGCCAAUAGUUAAAAACCAAGAAUCUUUUCAUGGAAAUCCCAUGCCUGAAAGGACUCCAAAUGAUCAUAGACUACAUUGCGGGCUCUGCAAUGUGGUGUGCUCAAGUGGCUUCAAUCUUGAGCAGCACGUCAAUGGCCAGAAGAACCGGGCUAAACUGCAAGAAUUGCGUGAGCAUCCAAGUUCAAGUACUAUUUUAUCAGGAACAAAGAGAAAAGAGCCUGAUAGUAUCUCUCAAACUCUGCCCCUAAUUCCGAUACCUUUUCAUGGGAAUCCCGGGGUUGAAGGUACUUCAGCAGAUCAUAGACUACAUUGCAAGCUCUGCAAUGUGGUGUGCUCAAGUGGCUUCAAUCAUGUGCAGCACGUGAAUGGCCAGAAGCACCGGGCUAAACUGCAAGAAUUGCGUGAGCAUCCAAGUUCAAGUACUAUUUUAUCAGGAACAAAGAGAAAAGAACCUGGUAGUAUCUCUCAAACUCUGCCCCUAAUUCCGAUACCCUUUCAUGGGAAUCCCGGGGUUGAAGGUACUUCAGCAGAUCAUAGAUUACAUUGCGAGCUCUGCAAUGUGAUGUGCUCAAGUGGCUUCAAUUUUGAGCAGCACAUGAAUGGCCAGAAGCACCAGGCUAAACUGCAAGAAUUGGCUAACGGGCGACGACGGUGGUGGUGUGAGGUUUGCAAGAUUCCAUGCAUGAAUGAGGAUUUGCUGAAGAUGCACUUGGAAGGAAGGAAGCACAAGGCUAGGCUUCUAGAAUUGAACUUGAGUGCGGCAAAGGGCGGGGCAGAGCUUGUACUGCAAAUUUUGUCGCAUUUGGUGCAUUGAUGAGCUCUCUUUCAAGCAGCAUCUUGAAGGGAAAAAACACAAACUUCUGCUUUAUGAGAACUUUCCCAAAGAAAAAGAGGCUGCCAUGGCAAAACACUUGGCCUGGGAGUACCAGAGUGAUAGGUGAUAUCUUGAAAAGUACUCAAAAAGACAACUAAAAAGUUUGUUUAGUGCAUAAUUCUAAAGUUGUUGGUGAAUUUUUUUCCUCUCUCAUAGACAUAGAGAAUUUGA